Trichoderma asperellum CBS 433.97 is the source of this 463-nucleotide messenger RNA. NCBI's taxonomy places the organism in Eukaryota, Fungi, Ascomycota, Sordariomycetes, Hypocreales, Hypocreaceae. The record is from RefSeq and is a predicted model, not a curated record.
CCUAUCGCGAGCCCGUCCAACUCAGCCUCACCAGCUAGCAUUUGCGCCAGCGUCGUUAGCUGCGUCUGGCAUGCCAGGAUUUGCCCAAGCUAGGCUCGAUACUUAUGGUUUCUGCGCCGUCUGUGACACCGUCAGGCAGGCUCAGGCCAUUCGCUAAACGAGGCGGUUUGCUGGUGCACUAUACAUGGCUAACACCGUUGCACUCCUCAUGCUAUACUGUGCAGUCGACAUGUACUAUCACUGCUUUGUGUCCAUCACAGCCCCGGGAGAUUGCUUCUGUGUCACUGGCGCCCUUCAGCCUGCAGCAUCCGCAGCAAGUACAGAGAGCCUCAAUUCUUGGGGUCUCUGGUGACCGCCACUCGCUCUCGUUGCAAGGAUCAACACGCCAUUUUAGAAUCCUUCAGCAAAAGAUUACCACUCCCUACUUGUAGUAGUAGCAGCAUCAUGGGUAGGUAUAUGCGUG